This is a messenger RNA of Puntigrus tetrazona (Sumatra barb), 1788 nucleotides long. Its product is annotated as probable polypeptide N-acetylgalactosaminyltransferase 8. The transcript is spliced from 9 exons. Bases 109 to 1635 code for a protein of 508 amino acids. The record is from RefSeq and is a predicted model, not a curated record. Gene Ontology annotation, cellular component: Golgi apparatus. Lineage: Eukaryota; Metazoa; Chordata; Actinopteri; Cypriniformes; Cyprinidae.
ACAAAUGCUUGAAGCGUACAGCGUGAACCAGUACCAGCCUCAGAGUAACACUUGAGAAAAAUCUUUAAAGGAAAAAAUCAUUCUGUAACCUUUUUUGUUCUGUUCAUCAUGAGAAUAAGCUGUGUGAAGACUUUGUUUCCAGUUUUGUCUUUUGCAGUGGUGUUUCUCUAUAUGAGCUCUGUUAAGUGGGAAAUCCAAACUCAAGAGAGGCAGCUCCAUCAAGUCCAGCAGAACUUCUCGUUACACAACACACUUCUUCUGAACAAGCUGGACCGAUUGGAGGCUCAUUUAAUAGCAGUGGAAAAGAAAAACCUUGAAGGGAAAAAUGUGAGAAAGCCAGCAAAGAAGCUGUUUCCAGACUCAAAUCUCUUCAAAAAAUGGACAGUUGAACUUUCUGAGGAUGACCAGAGGAAGGCUGAGGUUCUCUUUCAGAAAUAUGGCUAUAAUGCUUUCCUCAGUGACCAGUUGCCUCUGGAUCGGGAGCUGCCGGAAACUCGAGAUCACAGAUGCAUUGGUCGUGAAUACCCCCACAAUCUCCCCACCCUCAGCGUGGUGCUGAUUUAUCUGGACGAGGCUCUGUCUGUCAUUCAAAGAGCCAUUUGCAGCAUCAUCAACAGAACUCCAGCCCACCUGCUCAAAGAGAUCAUACUGGUAGAUGAUCACAGCACAAAUGAAGAUCUGAAAACACAGCUCCACGUUUAUAUCAGCUCCAUCAAUGAGAAGCACCCAGGUCUGUUGAAGAUGGUGACCCAUUCAGAGCAGAAAGGACUUUCCCAGGCCAGAAUCUCAGGGUGGAAGACUGCAACUGGGGAUGUGGUUGCCAUUUUGGACGCCCACAUUGAGGUCCAUAUCAAAUGGGCAGAGCCUCUGCUUGCACGUAUCCAGACUGACCGUACGCUGGUCCUGAGUCCGGUGUUUGAUAGAAUCAAUUACUAUGACCUUCAAGUGACAAACUAUUUCGCAUCUGCUCAUGGUUUUGACUGGGCUCUCUGGUGCAUGUAUGUGGGAUUUCCACAGAAGUGGUAUGAUCAAAAUGAUCCUUCACAGCCAGGAAAGAGUCCCUCUGUAAUGGGAAUACUUGUGGUUGAUCGUCUGUUCUUUGGAGAGAUUGGGACUCUAGAUGGAGGUAUGGAGGUGUACGGAGGAGAAAAUGUUGAAUUAGGAAUACGGGUGUGGCUGUGUGGAGGAAGUAUAGAGAUUAUACCAUGCUCUAAAAUUGCUCACAUUGAGAGGGCACACAAGCCAUACAUGCCAGACCUUAGAAAUGUCAUGAAAAGAAAUGCCCUGAGAGUGGCAGAAGUUUGGAUGGAUGAAUACAAGAUAAAUGUGAAUAUCGCCUGGGGUCUUCCUAUACAGAACCAUGGUGUAGAUAUUGGUGAUGUAUCGGAGAGAAAGAAACUGAGAGAAAGACUAAAUUGCAAGCCAUUCAAAUGGUAUCUGGAAAAUGUCUAUCCUAUGUUAAGUCCAAUGAAUUUAUUAUCUUAUGGAGUGCUGAUUAAUGAUCUGCAAACAAGGUUAUGUUUGGAUAAGGGGCCAUCUGAGGAGAACACUCCCAUUUUAUAUCCAUGUCAUUUCAUGGGAUCUCAGGUAACCGCGUUUUUUAAUUUUCAAACUGUAUUUAUGUGGAAUAUUUGACACACUUCACUUUCUCAUCACACAGAUAUUUUAUCAUACCACACGUGGUGAGAUAUUUGCACAUCCUCUUGAGUCCCUUAAAAACAAUAGGAACCGAUGUCUAAUUGAUCCCGGCUCAGGCAGGUUUCCAGUGCUGUCCUGGUGUUCAGAAAC